Beta vulgaris subsp. vulgaris (sugar beet) is the source of this 2857-nucleotide messenger RNA. RefSeq lists its product as hypothetical. The transcript has 3 exons. The record is from RefSeq and is a predicted model, not a curated record. The coding region runs from base 366 to 2528 and encodes 720 amino acids. Lineage: Eukaryota; Viridiplantae; Streptophyta; Magnoliopsida; Caryophyllales; Amaranthaceae. Gene Ontology annotation, molecular function: calmodulin binding.
AGUCCAAUACCAGAACUUUAAUGUCAGCAGAUACAAAAUUUAAUGGAAGAAAAAGAAAGACACCAACAUAAAGUACCCUUCCAUAGUCCCCACACACACUAAAACUCCAUUUUAUAAAGGUUUGUAUCACGCUCCUUGUUCAAAAUUGACACCUAAUAAUUUUAUGCAUAGCAGUUGAAAUCAGGACAAAAAGGCCACCCACUGAAAAACCAACUAAAUUUCCUUGGCAAAAAACCAUCUAAUCUCUUAACUUGUUAGAAAUGCAAGAAAACACAAAGCUUAUUAUGCUUCCCUUUCUUUGAAUGAAUUUCCUUCCUCUUACAAAAGUGUAAGAAAAUCCCACACUUUUUUUCAUCUCUUUGAAGAUGGUGCAAAGAAAGGUGGAAUUCAAUAAAAAUGAGCUUGAUGUUCAAGCUCAUAGCCUCAAAACAGAGAAGAAACAAACUAUCAUCAAACCUUCCCUUCAAAAACAUGAAGGCAAGAGCAAAGGAGCUGAUUUGAAGGUCAUCAAGAUGAAGAAAUCUCGGCCUACGAAACGUUCUAACGUCGAGAUUAGCCUUAACUCGUCACCAGAGAUUCACAAACCUUCCUUAGUCACACCAAUAAACACACCAAGCCCCAAGAAGCCAUCAUCAUAUAUGUCGUCUUCGUCUCCGAAUUAUAUGAAGAGUACAAGCAGUUCUGAGGCGAGAAAAGAGAAAACAACUCCUACUAAAUUAAGCAACACAAAGAUAUCUAGUUUAAAAAAGAUGAGGACCUUAAUAAAGGCUCCUAGUUUUAAACACACAAGAUCAGCAGGAGCCUAUAAAAAAGUAGUUGUACAAAGAGCUACUUGCUCAUCAACCCUGAAAGAUUCAAAGUUUCCUACAUACCUUAAACUCAAACCUGGGGGAACUGAAGCUGAAGGUAACUCAGUUUUUAAGGUCUGUCCUUACAACUAUUGUUCUCUUAACGGUCAUCACCAUGUCUCUGCACCUCCCUUGAAGCGAUUCUUAUCUUCGAAACGAAGGCUGAUGAAGACUCUGAAAGAUAAACCAGAAGUUUCAGAGGGAGACAUUUUCAUUGAAGUCUAUGUCCCACAUACAGAGGUUGAGUCUGAGGAUAGUGUUGAUCAUACUGGUGACAGUAAUGUAUUGUCAGGCAUAAGAUUCAGACUUGAAGAUGAAGAUUAUGCAGCAACUCCUGUUCGAAGACAGACAUCAGUUGACAGCGAGUUUUUUGGUGAAAAUUCGGACAUGGAGUGGGAAGAGGGGCAAAGUGUUGCCACCAAUUUCGAAUCAUGUGACAUUUUUGUUGAGACAGAUUGCAGUAAGGAGGAAGAGAAAGCAGGUUAUGAGUUGGAUAAGAGCGUUAGCGAGUAUUCGGAGUUUGUAGCUGCUGAUGAAUAUUCACCAUAUUGUCAGGAUGAAAUUGUGGAGUGCCUGCAUUUCACUGAUACUGAUUCUUUGCCAGAUAGUGAGUUCACUGAAACAGGUGAAAAGCACAUGGAAGAGCUAGUUAUGGUCACAGAUGAUAUGAAUAUAUCUCAGCCAAAUAAUGAGAGAGCUGAGGAUUUUCACCUGGCUGAUAAAGCAACAGUCCAUGCAGGACAGCUAGAUAAGUCCAAUGAUUUCCAAGCCAGAAAUCUGCCUGAUUUCCCCGUAGAAAUUACAUUAACAGUAAAUGAAGAACCUGACUCUUACCAGGUUGAAACUGAUGAUGAUGAAUCAGAUAUCGGAAACUACACAGUACGAGAAAUCAGAGAAGAAGAUGCUACUGAAUUCAUGGAAGAAAGUGAGCCAAGUGAGGAAUCAAAACUACCAAUUACUGAUAAUUUAGAAGCUUUUAUUACAAAGGAAGAAAUUUGUAUGGUGGAUAAUGAUGAUCAAGCUGCAACUGAUGAGGCCGGAUCUGGGAAGGAAGAUGCAAGCUAUUGUAAUACUGAUGAUGGGAAUUUCUUUCUAGUGAAAGGCGGCGAUAACUGUGUCAGCAAAAGAUCAGUAAACUCUGAGGAAAAAAAUGAAUUGAGAAAGGUAAAACUUCAUAUAGAUGAACAUGAUAUUGCUGAAGUGAAAUCAGGAAUACACAAGACAGAAGAAUCAGAUGCAGUAUCUGUUAUCAGAAACAGUAUGCAAGAUGCCAGGAAUCUGAGUUCCAACACAGGAGAAUCUGAUGCCAAAAUGGAACUCCUGGACAGCUGCAACAAACUAAAGAGAUUGUCGCGAUGCAGGAAAGCACAUGAAGAUGUUGAGGAAGCGAGAGAAUUCAACCCACGAGGUCCAAACUUUCUAACAGUUGAACUAGAACCAGAAGCAGAGAAGGUGGAUCUGAGGCACCAAGAGAUGGACGAGAGGAGAAAUACAGAGGAGUGGAUGCUCGACUAUGCACUGCAGAAGACAGUCAACCAACUUGCUCCAGCUCGAAAAAAGAAAGUGGCAUUACUGGUUGAAGCUUUUGAAUCAGUUCUACCGAUCCCAAAGUAUGAAAACCACAUCAGAAGACAUUCAACAGGUUUCGCUCGUGCAAGCCCUAUUCAAGCUUGCAGCUAAGUUUCUCUUAAGGAAGUUUUGUAAUGCAGAUUGAUAAUUGAUAGUAAGGACAUGAAGUUUACAAGUGAUCUUACUAUGCCGAAAGAUGGCAAGGAGAUGCCGCUUGUAAGUUAUCAUCCAGCUAAAGAAUGUACUGAACAUGAGUUGCUGCUCAGAUGAUCAGAAUUUCAAAUUAGAACUCUUUGUGUAUUAUACAUUAUGUAUUGACUUUGUAAUCCACUCUCAUUACAUUUACUGCAAACCUUUUGAUGGGAGUAAGAAAUUGAAGUUUGUGAUCGUACAACUUAAGUUGUGAUGGAUUUGUGAGAAAGAAGUUUUUCCCUCUCUGA